UUGAUUGAUGUGUAAGAGAGAGAAAGUGAUUUUAAAAUUUUUUUGAGAAAAACUCAAAUCAAACAAUUUUUUAGAAAUUUUUUUCUAAAACUCAUCUCCCAAAUGCAAACCAAACAUACCCAUUAUGUUUAAUUUCAAAAAGAGGUCCAAGAUUGAGGAGAUCACUACUAGAUUACGCAAUCGUUUUGAACAAUGUUCGCAACUUAAUUUGGUUAAGAUUGUUGGAACCACAUCCGGUAAGAUUUGGCAAAGACCAGAGUCUACUUCUUCAUUAUCUGAACCUCGCAUUUAUGGAAGAGAAAAGGAUCAGAGAAAGAUAAUUGAGUUGCUUACAGGGGCGGAUGAAUCAAGUCAUAACAACGUUGGCAUAAUUCCCAUUGUAGGUAUGGGUGGGAUUGGCAAGACCACCCUGGCAUAGAUGGUAUACAACAAUGAAACUGUGAAGAAGCAUUUCAAUUUGAAAGCUUGGGUCUGUGUGUCAGAUGAGUUCGACAUUAUGAGAAUAACAAAAUUUGCAAACAUGUAGUUUUCAUGGCUUAGAUCAAGUUCAAGUUCAACUAAAGCAGGCUUUGGCAGGAAAGAAAUUCUUAAUCGUUUUAGAUGAUGUUUGGAACAAAAAAUACAGCGAUUGGAAAUGUUUUGAAGAGCCCUUUCAGUGAUGGAGCCCAAGGAAGUAAAGUCGUGGUGACAACACGUAAUAGAGAUGUUGCAAGAAUGAUGGGUGCUAUUGAACUUCAUGACAUUGAGGUCCUAUCGGAUGAUGAUUGUUGGUUGUUGUUUUGCACAACAUGCGUUUGAGAGUAGAAGUAUUGAUGCAAAUCUAAAUUUGGUAUCAAUUGGUAAGAAAAUUGUGGAGAAAUGUAAAGGUUUGCCUCUGGCUGUUAUGACACUUGGUGGCCUUUUACGGUGCAAAGAAUGAGAUGAGGAAUGGGUACAUGUAUUGCGUAGUAAAAUAUGGGAUUUACCACAUGAAGAAAGUGACAUCCUUCCUGCUUUGAGAUUAAGCUAUCAUCAUCUCCCUCCGCAUUUGAAGCAGUGUUUUGCUUACUGCUCAAUAAUACUAUGAAUUUGAGGAGGAGGAGCUAGUCUUGUUGUGGAUGGCAGAGGGUUUCAUUCAGCAACAACGAGAGAAGCAAAUGGAAGAUGUAGGAGGUGAGUACUUUCGGGAAUUGUCGUCAAGGUCGUUUUUCCAAUCAUCAAGUACUGGUAAAAGCUCUAAAUUCGUGAUGCAUGACCUCAUCAAUGAUUUGGCCCAAGUAGUUGCAAGAGGUACUUGUUUUAGACUAGAUGAUAAAUUGAAAGAUCAGGAGCAGCACAUAAAUCUAAAGAAAGCUCGACAUUCAUCUUACAUGCAGAAGCUUUGGCAAUGUAUGGAAGAUUUUGAGAUCUUCUACAAAGCCAUGCAUUUGCGGACCCUUUUACCAUUUUUAAUACCAAGUUAUUCGCAAUCUCUUGUGUCAAACAAUGUUGCCCUUAAUCUAUUGUCGAAGCUACGAUGCUUAAGGGUGCUCAGUAUGAGUAAAUAUUGUAUAAGUGAACUUCCAAAUUCAGUUGGAUAUCUGAAACAUCUGCGGUACCUUAACCUUUCCUACACCCUUAUUGAAGAAUUACCCAAAUCAUUAGGGUCUCUGUACAAUCUACAAACAUCGAUGUUAAGAGGAUGUCAAAAUUUGAAAAAGUUGCCUAUAGAUAUGGAAAACCUAAUUGACCUACGUCAUCUCGAUAUUACAAAUGCAGAUUCCUUGGAAGAAAUUCCAUUGGGGAUAGGUAAGUUAACUAGUCUUGUAACACUAUCCAAUUUUAUUGUUACUAAAAACAAUGGGUUUCGGAUAAGAGAGUUAGGGAACUUAAUUUAUCUUCGAGGGGAGCUUUCCCUAUCUGGGUUACAGAACGUGGUGGAUCCUCUAGAUGCAAGAGAGGCAAAUUUAAUUAAUAAGGAAGGCUUGAAAGUGUUAUCAAUGGAAUGCAGUGUGGGCUUAGAUGAAUCACAAGAUAGAAGAGUUGAAACAGAAGUGCUCGACAUGCUACGACCUCACAAGAACUUAGAAGAGCUCCACAUAAAAUGCUACCUUGGUACAGGAUUUCCGACCUGGAUAGGAGAUCCUCUGUUCUCCAAUGUUGUGCAUAAGUUUACAAAAUUGCAAAAAAUGUGUUUCCUUACCGCCACUUGGACAAUUACCCUUGCUUAAAAACCUUUGUAUUGAAGGAAUGAGUGCAUUAAAGCAUGUCAGCUGUGAGUUCUAUGGGCAGUGUAGUACCAAACCUUUUCCGUUACUAGAGACUCUAAGCUUUAAGAACAUGCCUGAAUGGGAGGAAUGGUAUACUUUUCGAGAUUGUAAGGAAGUUCUACCAUUCAAUCGUGUUUGUAAGCUUGCCAUCGAAAAUUGUCCCAAACUUCUCAGAAUGUUGUCCUGUAAACUACCUUGUUUGAAAAAUCUAGAGAUUACGGAAUGCCCGCAAUUGUUAGUUGAAGCUUCCACCAUUUUCUUCCCAUCACUCGCCUCCAUAGUUAUGAAGGACGUUUCUCUCACAAGCCUUCUAGUCCUUGAGAUGAGGAACAUGGUUGAAGAUGACGUGAUGUUGGCAAAUGCGAGUUCAGUUACUUCCCUGAGCAUUGGGAUAAUUAAGAAACUCGAGCUCUUGCCGAAAUGGUUUACUCAUGGGCUGAUGAAACUUGAAGAAUUGAACAUUACUAGUUGUAAAGAACUCAAGGCAUUGUGGAAGAAUGACGCAAGAUUGCAACACAGUCACCCUGCAUUCCGAAGUUUGGAAAUUAAUGGCUGCCCCCAGCUUUUUUCAUUGCUUGAAGAAGAUGAGUAUGAAGAAAACGAAGGGCAACAUCAACAACAACAAGAGGGACUCUCUUGCAUAGUGAGGCUUGAUCAUAUAAAAAUAGAUAAUUGUGAAAAGCUGGAGAAACUGGCACGGCGGCUGCAUACCUUCAAUUUUCUUCGAGAGUUGCAUGUCUAUCAAUGUUCAAGUCUCAGCUCUUUUCCAGAGGUAGGCUUUCCGUCCAUGCUGAUAAAACUCGUGAUACGUGAUUGUAAGGCUUUGCAAUCCAUAUUCGGGUGGAUAAAGCAGAUUAAUGAUAAUAACCUUGAAGUGUUAGAGGUUCGUGAUUGUCCAUCCCUUACAUGCUUGAUAUCGUGCAGAGGUGGGUAACUACCACCCACACUCAAAAAGGUUGAGAUUUUGGACUAUAAAAAGUUGGAGGCACUGCUAGUAGAGGAGGGGAUGAAAAUUAACUGUCCAGCUCUGGAGUAUUUUGCGAUCUGGUAUUGUGAUGGGCUCAAAUACUUGCCAGAUGCCCUUCCUAAUGAUAAUAAUCUCAGGAAUCUCAUUCGAUUGAUGGUACAUGGGUGUAAGAAUUUGGAGUCCAUUCCGGACGGAUGGUUCCACUCCGCAACAAAUCUGAGAAUUUUGGCUAUCUCCCAUAGUAAAAAACUGAAGGCCUUGCCGCUCUUGCCACACCAAUUGCAGACCAUCAACUACCUCACUUCUCUUCAUUGGCUGCAAAUGAAUAUUUCACAUUGGAACAACAACGUCAAGCAGAUUGGUUGGCACAAUUUACCCAGUCUUAGCUCAUUGUUGAUCACAAGCCCAAUUAGUGUGGUAGGGGAAGAAGAAGAAGGUCGGGCAGGGUCCAACAUUUCGAUAGAUGAGAUGUUGCUGCCCGCCUCUCUGAUUGAUCUUCGUAUCCAUGAAUUUCCAAAUCUAAAGAAGCUAUCUUCUAAAGUGUUUCAAAACCUUUCCUCUCUUCAAUUUCUUACUAUCACUGAUUGCCCUAGGCUCGAAUCUAUUCCAGUGAAAAGCCUGUCUCUGUCACUUCUGAGAUUGUGGAUUCAGAAAAGUCCGAGACUAGCAAGGAAGUGUGAAAAGGGAAAAGGCCAAUAUUGGCCCCACUUAGCUUACCAUGCUGAUGUCCAAGUUGUUAACGAGUGAUAAGCUCUGUGGAGAUUUCCACAGCAAUACCAACAGUCAAAUUGCUAGCAAAUUUUUCUGAUGAAGGAUGGCUAUGCAUGACAGUGUAUUUUAAGAGUUCAUUAUGAGGUUCUAUUUCUCUGUUUUCGGCUCUUCCCAUGCUUAAUAAUGUCCAAGAUGAUAUGCUAGAAUGUCCAAGAUGAUAUGCUAUAGCUUCCUUGGAGUAUUGAAGUCAAAAUAAUGGAUAUAUUGUUUAUGAUUGUUGAUGUAUUAAAAUUUGGAACAAAAUCUUUUUCUUUUUUUUUCUAUGUUUUUUUAUGUAAUGUGAGUUUUGGUUUUUGUUUAUAUGAGUUAAAACAAUGGAUGAUUGUUUUUGGUUGUUGGCUUGUAUUAAGAUUUCAAACGUUGUUUUAGUUUUAGUUUUUUUCUAUGUUAUUUAAGUUUUGGUUU
Molecule: messenger RNA, 4371 nt
Organism: Camellia sinensis
Lineage: Eukaryota; Viridiplantae; Streptophyta; Magnoliopsida; Ericales; Theaceae
Source: RefSeq, a predicted model, not a curated record